This is a messenger RNA of Apis mellifera (honey bee), 3810 nucleotides long. It is a transcript of the gene Hmgcr, whose product is annotated as 3-hydroxy-3-methylglutaryl-coenzyme A reductase. Gene Ontology annotation, biological process: sterol biosynthetic process; isoprenoid biosynthetic process; coenzyme A metabolic process. Bases 221 to 2947 code for a protein of 908 amino acids. Gene Ontology annotation, molecular function: protein binding; NADP binding; hydroxymethylglutaryl-CoA reductase (NADPH) activity. The record is from RefSeq and is a predicted model, not a curated record. Gene Ontology annotation, cellular component: peroxisomal membrane; endoplasmic reticulum membrane. NCBI's taxonomy places the organism in Eukaryota, Metazoa, Arthropoda, Insecta, Hymenoptera, Apidae. The transcript has 10 exons.
GAUAAAGACACGUGCGCAUAAAAGGUGAAAGGAAGGGAGACGAAAAUUGCCGAGUGUGGUCGAAACAUGUUUUGUAGGGUCGAUCGGGCUAUCCGAGCAUAAGCACAGUUUUGUCAGUCGGCGAACACCGUACUGACCACAUGCACAAUAUAUCAAGAGUUUCAUCGAGUUGCUGAGUGUACCUUAACAAGAUUAUAAAUAGUUAUCAGAAAAAAGAAAUAUGCUAACGCGUCUCUUUGAAAUUCACGGCCGGUUUUGCGCUGGACAUCCCCUAGAAGUCAUUGUGACGACCUUCACACUUACGGCAUGCAUUCUGAACAUGGAGACAGGAAACGGACAUCCAAGUGUUCCUUUGACUGCACAUUGUGGACCUGGUAGAUGUAAUUCUGAUGAUUUAAAUGCAGCUGAUGUUAUAGUCAUGACUAUAAUACGAUGUUUAGCUAUAUUGUUUACUUAUCAUCAAUUUCGCAAUUUGCAAAAAUUGGGUUCAAAAUAUAUUUUAGGUAUUGCUGGCCUCUUUACUGUAUUUUCCAGUGUUGUGUUCACAUCUAGUGUAGUGAAUUUUGGACGCAGUGAUAUUUCCGAUUUAAAGGAUGCACUGUUCUUUUUCUUGCUUAUUAUUGAUCUUUCGAAGGCCGCUGUUUUAGCACAGUUGGCUUUAAGUUCCAGAAACAAAGAAGAAGUGCGAGCAAAUAUUGCUCGUGGCAUGUCGCUUUUAGGGCCAACUAUUACAUUAGAUACUUUAGUGGAAACUUUACUUAUUAGCAUAGGAUCCUUAUCUGGAGUUAGAAGAUUAGAAAUUUUAUGCAGUUUCGCUUGCUUGGGAGUUGUUGUAAAUUAUAUUGUUUUCAUGACAUUUUAUCCUGCAUGUUUAUCACUUAUUCUUGAGCUUUCUCGCGAAACUAAUACAAUGAAACCAUUAAGUGCUGAUAAAAUUUUUAUGAUGCAUCCAUUAGACGAGGAGGAUCAGAAACCAAAUCCAGUAGUAGAACGCGUUAAAUUAAUCAUGAUUGCUGGUCUAUUUGUAGUACAUGCCAACAGUCGUUUCAAAAGUGAAGAAAGCGAAGAUACGGUAGAAGGCAAAGUAUCUUCUACAAAUUCACAUGUCAUAGUGAAUUCUUAUAAUGAAACUGAAGAUUCGUCUGAAGUCAAGGGUUAUUUAAUGAAUUGGCUAUCUGUUAGUGCAGAUAAUAUUGUGAUAUUGAUCCUUCUUCUUGCACUCGCAAUUAAAUUUAUUUUCUUCGAAGAUAAAGAAGAUAUUGCUAAACAAUUACAAUUCAAAGUAGAAGAUGAUACAGAAGAAAAGAUUGAAAAUGAAUAUAUGAAAGAAAAAAAAUUUGAAAUUGAAUAUGUAAAAGAUAAAGAGAAUGAAAAUGAAGAUAUGAAUUUUUCUUUUCUUACCACCAAAAUGCCAUUCAAAUUAUCUUUUGCUAAAAUGCAAACUAUUUCUAUACCUUGGAUUGAUGGCAAAGAAGAACAAAUAGAUGAAAAACAAUGUACUGUAAAUACAUCAAACGAUAAAAAUCUAUUUUCACAAAUUCCCAGAUCUGUAGAAGAAUGUCUUAAAAUAUACAAAUCUGAGCUUGGUGCAAAUGGAUUAACAGAUGAAGAAGUAAUUCAAUUGGUAAAGAACAAUCAUAUAGCUGCUUAUCAAUUAGAAAAAGCAGUUGGUGAUAUGGAACGGGGUGUAGAAAUCAGGCGUUUUAUAAUAGGAGAGGCUGGAAAUUUCCUUGAUUAUCUUUCCAAUUUGCCAUAUAAAGAUUAUGAUUAUAGUAAAGUAUUAGGAGCUUGUUGUGAGAAUGUCAUGGGAUAUGUACCAGUACCACUUGGAAUUGCUGGUCCAUUAUUACUUGAUGGUGAAUUGUAUUAUGUACCAAUGGCAACAACAGAAGGAUGUUUAGUAGCAUCUACAAAUCGUGGUAGUAGAGCAUUGUUAAAAUGUGGUGUAACAAGCCGUGUAGUUGCUGAUGGAAUGACUAGAGGACCAGUUGUGAGAUUUCCAAAUAUUGUUAGAGCAAGUGAAGCUAUGGCAUGGAUGCAAGAUCCUGAUAAUUUUAAAGAAAUGAAAAAUAGUUUUAAUUUAACCAGUAGAUUUGCACGUUUGACAAAGAUUAAUAUACGUAUUGCUGGCAGGCAUUUGUUUAUUCGUUUUGUAGCAACUACUGGUGACGCUAUGGGAAUGAAUAUGUUAUCUAAAGGAACUGAAAAAUCAUUAAAUACAGUGAAAGAACAUUUUCCUGAUAUGGAAAUAUUAUCAUUAAGCGGUAAUUUUUGCACGGAUAAAAAGCCAGCAGCAGUAAAUUGGGUUUGUGGUAGAGGCAAAAGUGUGGUUUGCGAAGCAGUUGUACCUGCAGAUAUUGUUACAAAUGUGUUAAAAACAUCUGUUCAUGCUUUAGUUGAUGUGAAUAUAAGUAAAAAUAUGAUUGGAUCUGCUAUAGCUGGCAGUAUAGGUGGCUUUAAUGCACAUGCUGCAAAUAUUGUAACUGCAAUCUUUAUAGCUACGGGUCAAGAUCCUGCACAGAAUGUUGGAAGUAGUAAUUGCAUGACUUUGAUGGAACCAUGGGGAACAGAUGGUUCAGAUUUAUAUGUGUCUUGUACAAUGCCUAGUAUAGAAAUAGGUACUGUUGGAGGCGGAACUAUUCUUCCUGCACAAGGCGCGUGUUUAUCUAUAUUAGGUGUUAAAGGUGCACAUAGUGAUGAACCCGGUGAAAAUGCAAGCAGAUUAGCUAGAAUAGUAUGUGCGACGGUACUUGCCGGUGAAUUGUCAUUAAUGGCUGCACUUACGGCUGGUCAUUUAGUCAAAAGUCAUCUUCGGCACAAUAGAUCAUCGACCACUGUAACAAAUGCGAUGAGUGUUCCUCAAAAAUAUACAGGAACUAAAUUGUCUGUGCCAAAUCUUUUACAACCUGUACAAAAUGUUUGUAAGGGACUUCUAGAAAAAUCUUAACAUUAAUCAUAUACAUAAAAAAGUUUAUUUUUAAUUUUUAGUAGAUUAUUUUGUAUCAUAUAACUAUUAGUACAUAAUAUUUCUAAUAAAUAAUACUUUUUUAUGUACAUGAAAUAAGAUAUUCUUAAAAAAAAUUAAAAUAUAAAUAAAUACAAUGAAAUAAUAUUUCUAUAAUUUAAUAAAAAAAAAUUAUAAUGAUAUAAAUUGCAUCAGAUACAAAAAUAAUUUUUAAUGUGGAGGAAUAUAUAUAUUCUUAAUUUAUAGUGAAAUAUGUAAUUAACUAUGGUUGUAUAAAAUUAAUAUAAUGUAAAGAUUAUUUUUUUUUUGCCUAUACAGUCAUAUUUUUAUACAUUAUGCAAUAUUGAUUUUUAGUUGUAGUUAAGUUAUUUUAUAAUAGUGAAAAAAAAAUAUGAUCGAGAACUGUACAUUAUGUAGUAUAUCAAAUCAAUCAAAUUGUUUUACUUAAAAAAGAAAUAUAUAUAUAUACAGAAUGUUAAUAUAUUUAUGCAACAUUUUUGCAGGAUUAAUUCUAGAAGCUAAAAUAAACAAAAAUUAGUAUAUCAAAAUGUUAUUCGAGAUUAAUUUAUUAAAUUAUAAACAAUUAAAGUUACAUUAAACAAAACGAGAUUCAAUAAGAUAGCUUUGUUUUUUUCACCAUCUUAUUUUAUCUAAUAUAAACUUAAAUUGCUCAUAAUUUAAUAAAUAAAUUUUAAACUUUACAUACUAACUCCUGUGUUUGUUUUAAUCAUUAGAAUCAAUCUUCUAAAUAUGUCUUAUGAAUAUAUGAUAUUAAAAUAUAAAUACAAAUUAAAUUAUAUAUUUUUUUUAUUACUUAAUUAAUAAUAAAAAAAUUAAAUAUGUAU